Molecule: messenger RNA, 2609 nt
Organism: Sebastes umbrosus (honeycomb rockfish)
Lineage: Eukaryota; Metazoa; Chordata; Actinopteri; Perciformes; Sebastidae
Gene: hspbap1
Product: hspb associated protein 1
Exons: 8
Coding region: 190-1605 (471 amino acids)
Molecular function (GO): 2-oxoglutarate-dependent dioxygenase activity
Source: RefSeq, a predicted model, not a curated record
AGAGCCGUAAUUCCCAUCACUACAGUGAACGGAAACAGUUUAGAGUAGAGGAAACUGUCUUUCGCGGGCCGCCAUCUUGGCUCGUCCAGCGCGUCAGCUUGACUGGAGCUGCUGCUGCGGCCGCAGAGCCGUAAUGGAGUAGUUUCACAGUGACGUGCUGGCUGCUGCAGAUGUAACACUGAUCAUGUGAUGUUUGUUUACUUCCGCCUGAACCUCGACAGCACGUGUAGUGAAAGUACGUCCUCUGUGUUGCUACUAGAGGUCAUGGCUGCCUCCGACUCCACGAACCCGUUCAGCCCAGAGGAGACCCGGAGGAUCCUGCAUCACCUGCAGCAGCCAGCAGUCUUCAGGAACAUGACGGGAGGCUGGCCGGUUCUCCGCUGGACUGCUGAGCAUCUCUCUGACCGCCUCGGAGACAAACUGAUCCGGUUCAGACUGGGGAGGAAAGAGGAGACCAACACUCCUCUGUUUGAGACCCAAUGCUCCUACGUGGAGGCCAGACUGGACCAGUUCCUGAGCUGGACCCGGGACCAGACCGGGACCGACGUAGGACCUUUCUGUGAUUACCCAACCUCAGAGUACUGGGCCUACGCCGACUACAAGUACAUCGCUGUGUUGUUUCAAGAUCAGCCGUCCAUGUUUCAGGAUGUCAAAUGGUCCCAGUUUGGUUUUGAGGGACGUGACGGGAGAGAGAGCACGCUGUGGGUCGGCACGGAGGGCGCCAACACGCCAUGUCACCUGGACUCGUACGGCUGUAACCUGGUGCUGCAGGUACAAGGACGGAAGCGCUGGCACCUGUUCCCUCCGGAGGACACCGCUAACCUCUACCCGACCAGGAUCCCCUACGAGGAGUCCAGCGUCUUCAGCCAGGUGGACGUCCUCCGCCCGGACCUGAGCAGGUUUCCUGCUUUUCCUGGAGCCAGAGCCCACGUGGUCACCCUGCAGCCGGGACAGGUUCUGUUCGUCCCCAGACUCUGGUGGCACUACGUGGAGUCUCUGGAUCACGUCACCGUCAGCGUCAACUCCUGGAUGGAGGCGGAGGAGGACGACGUGGCCAGAGUCGGUGAAGCUGUGACCAAGGCCGUCGUCUGCGCCCUUAAGAGAGACGACGACACCGACGACUGGCUCAAUCCUACCGAGGACGGCGUGGCGUCCCACAACGACAACAUGCUCUGUGUGAACCUGGCAGUGAGAGCUUGUGCUCAGAGACACAGCAACCUGACCCGGGAGGACCCGAGAGACGCCCGCCGUCCGCUCAAACGGGACUCCAGAGGACACGUCAGGAAAGACAGGGACUCCUUCAGGGUCCCCUUCGGACCUCAUCUCAGUCCGGUACGCUGUCAGCAACGAGAAGACGAGGACUCGCCGGAAACUACAAAAGAUCUGGAGGUCAAAUCAGACGCGGCGCCGAGAGCCGAGCGUGCAUCUGCUGAUGGUUUAACUCAGCGUAGAUCAUCAUGUGACUCUUCAGAGGAUUAUGAGGAACCAACGCUCACCACUAAUGAUCUGCUGGCCUGCCUGGUGCAUCCUGACGUCAUCGCCCGCGUCACGGAGCUUCUACUGGAAAGACACGCAGGAAGUCACAGCACCGCGACGCCAUCGUAGCUUCAAUAUUCACAACAUUUAAUACGCCCGGAUCGACCCCAAGCUUUUCUACUACUCAUUGAUAAAGAGAUGUAGGGAUGCACCAAUACUGUGUCCGAUACUGUGCUCAUGUACUCGUACCCGCAAAACGGCUCUGAUACAAACAGCACCGUGACGUUAACCUCUCGUAACCAUCUUUCGGGUCCUAUCGCACGCGCUCACGCUCCACCUCCCCGACGGGUCGGGUGGGUUGCAGACAUCGCCGCAGACCCCUGGCGCCUUUUACGUGGGCCGAGCCCCGCCCUGGGGGCACAACGCGGUCAGGGCACACUAAGGACGGUCCACCGCUUUGUCCGCGGCCCCGGGAAGCACCUUCACCCCGAGCCUUUCCAAGCCGACCUAGAGCCGGUGACGGCGCACCGCCUCGUAUGCGGGACUCCCCAGCCUACCGUGUGUCGCUCACACCCUCCAGCUGGCUGUUAACGAGGCUCUUUAGGCACAGAGAAGUACUCGUAUCGGUACUCGGUAUCAGAGAGUACCCAGAUGUAAGUACUUGUACUCGGUCUGAAAUAAAGUGGUAUCGGUGCAUCCCAACAAGAAGGUGUGAAACAUGUCCAUAAAGUGGAGAAACACGGGAGUAUUGUUGCCCCGGGAGGAAACCGGGAGAGGGCGAUGAAAAGUAUCCUCUCUCUGAGAUGAACCCCGGAUGCGAGGAGUCGUAAUGUGACGAGUGACGUAAUCGAGCCGCUCUAACGUUUCCUCGUCUUGUCGUCCUGUAACAUACUAAUCCUGUUUGGUUCCUCCAGAGGAAGAGAAAUGGCCACUUAAAUCAAUUUGGUAUGCUAAUAAUCCCCAUAACUCAAGAUAAUACUGCUGAGAUGUGACCAUUUGUUUUCUCUGUAAUGUUUCCUCGUCGGUGGACGACCUCAGCCGGCUGACGGUAAUACAAAUAAAGAUUAUUAUAACGCUGCGGUGAUGGAUGCUGCAGCUCACACAUGGACCAGAAUAAUAAAUGUUAUAUUUGA